AUGACUUUUCUGGGCAAGGUUCCGUUUGUAACGAACGACACCUUUAUCGCUCCCUCGGCCUCGGUGAUUGGCGACGUAACCAACUGGGACCAGUCUUCUGUCUGGUACAAGGCGGUAGUCCGCGCUGAUUCGGAGCACAGCAUUACAAUCGGAUUCUGCAGCAGCGUUGGCGAAGGCACCGUUGUGAACACACUCUCCAGUACGGGACAACUCGAAACGGGCCUGCCCCCGGACACGUAUAUUGGACACUACGUGACCGUCGGUGCCGGAUGUGUGCUCAAAUCUUGCCGCGUGGACGAUUUGGUCGUUGUUGGGGACAAGUGUACCAUCUUGGAAGGAAGCUUGGUGGAGAAUCACGUGAUUCUCAAACCGGGGACCGUCGUCAUGCCCUACCAGCGCAUCCCCUCCGGACAAAUGUGGGCGGGCAACCCGGCUGCCUUCGUGAGCGAAUUGACACCCGACGAGAAGGAAGAUAUUCAACAGCAAGCGCUCAAAAUAUUCACAUCGACCAAGGAACAUAUACUCGAAUUCCUGCCGUACGGACGAACCUUUGUGCAUCUAGAGGAGUUGGAAAAGCAAGCUGGGCUGCAAGUCAAGCAAGGAUGA
Messenger RNA from Phaeodactylum tricornutum CCAP 1055/1, 606 nucleotides. RefSeq lists its product with no specific name. The coding region runs from base 1 to 606 and encodes 201 amino acids. The record is from RefSeq and is a predicted model, not a curated record. The transcript has a single exon. Lineage: Eukaryota; Bacillariophyta; Bacillariophyceae; Surirellales; Neidiaceae.